Messenger RNA from Pollicipes pollicipes, 1241 nucleotides. Its product is annotated as chitotriosidase-1-like. NCBI's taxonomy places the organism in Eukaryota, Metazoa, Arthropoda, Thecostraca, Pollicipedomorpha, Pollicipedidae. The transcript is spliced from 4 exons. The record is from RefSeq and is a predicted model, not a curated record. Gene Ontology annotation, cellular component: extracellular region. Gene Ontology annotation, molecular function: chitin binding; chitinase activity. Gene Ontology annotation, biological process: carbohydrate metabolic process; chitin catabolic process. Bases 15 to 1241 code for a protein of 408 amino acids.
UCGCUCGGUCCACCAUGAAGGCGUUAACACCGGUGCUCUUGUGCUGGUGCGCAGCAGUAUGCGUAGCUCAGGACAUCCCGAGCCGGCUGGUCUGUUACUACACCAGCUGGGCGCGGUAUCGAAGUUCCAUCGCCAAGUUCACACCAGAAAACAUCAACCCGCACCUCUGCACCCAUCUGCACUACGCAGUCGUCAACGCCAAUGAUAAACAGGAGUUGGGCCCGGCCGAUAAGUUCUCCGAUAUUGAUCAGCAGGGAUAUGAGCACAUGGUGGCCCUCAAGGCAGCUAAUCCGGCUCUGAAGGUACUGAUGAUGCUAGGAGGAUCUGGACAGGUAAAGCAAGAAGUCUUUUUGGAGCUGGCUAGCGAUGAAGCCAAGAUCGAGCGCUUUGUAAGGGAAACUAUAAAAUACAUCAGAAGGCAUAGAUUUGACGGCAUUGACAUUGACUGGAAGGUGGAAGGGAAAAAGGAAGAACACGCUAGGCUCAUGGAAGCUCUAGCUGCUGGUUUCAUGGAGGAAGCCGAAGAAUCACGCAUGAACAGGUUACUUCUGACCACCACAAUUCCGGCCAACAUUACCAAAAUACGAAAUGGGUUUGACGUCGGUCGAGUUUCUAAAGCUGUCGACUACAUGACCGCUAUGCUGUACACCUUUCAUACGGGUUCCGAGAAUCAAACGGCGCACCACGCUGCAUUGCACGCUACCGAUCUCGACGACACAAACUAUGCGGACUUUGUCAUUCAGAUGUUGAAGGAGACCGGCGCAGACCCAGCUCGGUUAGUAAUGGGUGAUCAGUGGGUGGCCUACGACGACGAAGUCAUGAUGCGAAGAAAGGGCGUCUACAUACGUGAGCAGGGCUUGGGCGGAGCGGCAGUGUGGGCACUCGCCCAGGAUGACUUCCGUGGAGUGUGCACCGGUCGGCCCUAUCCUCUGAUCGAAGCCUUGAAAGAGGGUCUGUUUGCCAAUGAUAUGGCGCCGCCUACCACGCCCAGCCCGCCCCCGACGCCCGUUUACAACACCUCGAUGAUGUUCGACAAGGAAGUCACUGACGCAGAAGAGCUGCGGCAGCUGCUGGCGCUGGUCCAGAAGCUGGGCGGCGUGAGAAGCGUGCAGAGGCUUCUGGCAGCGAUGGACGGUCCGAAGCGCGGUGCUGUGCAGCCUGCCGCUCAGACAACUGUCACGGAGGUCGGCGGUGACCUGCGCGUCAAGGUGCACGUGAUCGUAGAAGUGGGGCCAUUCUGA